AUGUUAUUUAGAUAUCUUUAUUAUUUUACAGCUCACCAAAUUCUCAGUUUAACUGGUAUUAGUUUUGAAAGAAGAAGUGUUAUUGGAUUUGUAGAAUUGACCAUUGUGCCCCUAAAAGAUAAUUUGCGGUACAUUCGCCUUAAUGCUAAACAGUGUCGUAUAUACAGAGUUUGCCUAAAUGACCAAUAUGAAGCAAACUUUCAAUAUUUUGAUCCUUUUUUGGAUAUCUGUCAAAGUGAUCCUAACACGAGAAGUCUUGAAGUGUUCUCCCAAUUCCAUUUAUCAGCCGCACAAAAAAUUGAUCCUGAUCACAACUCUGGUGAACUCCACAUACAAAUACCAGAUGAUGCAGCUCAUUUGGUAGGUGAAGGGAGGGGACUAAGAAUUGGUAUUGAAUUCUCAUUAGAAUCACCACAGGGUGGUAUGCAUUUUGUUGUGCCUGAAGGAGAAGGUACAUUAGUUGAGAAAUCAGCUCACAUGUUCACUUACGGCCACUCAGCCCGUCUUUGGUUCCCAUGUGUAGAUAGUUUUGCAGAACCAUGCACUUGGAAACUAGAGUUUACUGUAGAUGAGAGUUUAACUGCAGUGUCCUGUGGGGAGUUGUUGGAUGUAGUGUAUACUCCUGACCAUAGACGAAAGACAUUUCACUAUGUUGUAAACACACCAGCUUGUGCACCAAAUAUUGCUUUGGCAAUUGGACCAUUUGAGACCUAUGUGGAUCCACACAUGAAUGAAGUGACACACUACUGCCUGCCCCAUCUGAUGCAAAUACUAAAAAACACUGUGCGAUAUUUACAUGAGGCUUUUGAGUUUUAUGAAGAGACUCUGUCUACAAGAUAUCCUUAUCCUUGCUACAAACAAGUAUUUGUUGAUGAAACAGAAGAUGAUGCAACUGCAUAUACUACAAUGUCAAUACUAAGCACCCAUUUGCUUCACUCAAUUGCUAUUAUAGACCAAACUUACAUCAGUCGUAAGGCAAUGGCACAAGCCGUGGCAGAACAAUUCUUUGGCUGCUUUAUAACCAUGCAAAAUUGGUCAGAUUUGUGGCUUGCCAAAGGAAUACCUGAGUAUUUAUGUGGGUUAUAUUCUAAGAAGUGUUUUGGAAAUAAUGAGUAUAGGUAUUGGAUACAUCAGGAGUUGCAAGAGGUAGUGACAUAUGAAGAACAAUAUGGUGGAAUAGUCCUCGAUCCAUGGCAGCCCCCCGCCAGCGGCGCUCGAGUCGAAUCCAAUGACGUGUUUUACUUUCCUGUUAGAAACGUGCAUACAAUGUCGCCGAGAUAUAUCGAAGUAAUGCGAAAGAAAUCUCAACUAGUACUAAGAAUGUUGGAGCAGCGUAUCGGUCAAGAGUUACUCCUGCAAGUAUUCAACAAGCAGCUCUCAUUGGCCACCAAUGCUGCCAACACUAAAAUUGGUAGCGGUUUGUGGGGACAUUUGUUGUUGUCCACAAAUUUAUUCGUAAAGGCAAUAUUCACAGUGACUGGCAAAGAUAUGGCAGUGUUUGUUGAUCAGUGGGUACGCACUGGUGGACACGCUAAGUUCCAGCUUACAUCGGUUUUUAAUAGGAAAAGAAACACAGUGGAAUUAGAAAUUCGUCAAGACAGCGUUCACGAGCGCGGCAUAAGGAAAUAUGUAGGACCGUUACUAGUACAAUUGCAAGAGUUAGACGGGACAUUCAAACAUACAUUGCAAAUAGAGAAUAUUGUGGUCAAAGCGGACAUCACCUGUCACAGCAAGAGUAGAAGAAAUAAGAAAAAGAAGAUUCCAUUGUGUACCGGAGAAGAGGUCGAUAUGGACUUAUCCGCUAUGGACGACUCCCCUGUGCUGUGGAUCCGCCUGGACCCCGAGAUGUCGCUGCUGCGCGCCGCGGCCGUGUCGCAGCCCGACUACCAGUGGCAGUACCAGCUGCGCCACGAGCGCGACGUCACCGCGCAGCGCGAGGCGCUCGACGCCCUGCGCGCCUUCCCCGAGCCCGCCACCAGGAAGGCGCUCACCGACACCAUCGAGAACGAACACACCUACUACAAGAUUAGAUGCACGGCCGCACAUUGCUUGACCAAGGUAGCAAACGCAAUGAUAAGCUCGUGGGCGGGACCGCCGGCCAUGUUGACGAUAUUCCGCAAAAUGUUUGGCUCUUUUUCCGCCCCUCACAUCAUAAAGCAGAACAACUUCGACAACUUACAACAUUACUUCUUACAGAAGACUAUACCUGUGGCAAUGGCUGGUAUAAGAAACAUUCACGGCAUUUGCCCGCCAGAAGUAGUGAGGUUCCUCUUAGAUCUGUUCAAGUAUAAUGACAAUUCAAAGAACCAUUUCUCAGAUAACUACUACAAGGCGGCGUUAGUGGACGCUCUCGCCGCCACCAUCACUCCUGUUAUAUCUGUCUUACAACCUGGUGCACCAAUAACAGCGGAAUCUCUAUCGGCUGAUACAAGGCUCGUGUUGGAGGAAAUAACGAGGGUCCUUAAUCUAGAAAAAGUGCUCCCUUGUUACAAGAACACAGUGACAGUGAGCUGCCUGAGAGCCAUCAGGAGACUCCAACAGUGCGGCCAUUUACCCAGCAUACCCACUACGUUCAGAGCUUAUGCGGAAUAUGGACAGUAUAUUGAUGUCCGUCUGGCAGCAUUCGAGUGUUUGGUAGACUUUGUCCGAGUAGACGGGAAGCCAGAAGACUUGUCUUCUUUACUUACUGCCGUUGAAAACGAUCCCGAUCCUGGCGUGAGGCACGGCUUGGCUCGUCUACUGGUUUCUAUGCCGCCAUUCGAAAAAGCUUCUAGACACCGUUUGGAUACUGAAGCUGUUGUUCAUAGGUUAUGGAAUAACAUUAAUAGUCAGCUAUCCAACGAUGCAAGACUGAGAUGCGAUUUAGUAGAUCUUUAUUAUACGUUAUAUGGAUUGAAAAGGCCAUUGUGUGUCCCGUUACCGGAGAUACAGGCUAUGAUGAAGCAGAUGCACCACAGAGAGAGGGAGAGAUUAGACAGAGAGAGGGAGAGAAUAGAAAGGGACAAGGAGAGACAGAGGGAGAUUGAUCUGAAGCCGGUAAUCAAGCAAGAGAUUGAAGAUAUUCCAGUUAAAACGGAGAUAGACAUUGGGCCACUAGGCGCGCCCUCGCCCGCGCCCCGCGCGCCGCCGCGGGACGUGGCGCUCCCGGUGCCCAUCGCGAGUAUAAAGGAAGAGGAUGACAAAAUAGACAUCAUGUCCGUGACCGACGCGCCCGUCCGCAUAUACAGUGAUGAAACAAAACGCGACUUCAUCUCGGACAACGCAGCGCCUUUACCGGGCAUACCGGGCUCGUCCGGCCCCGUCGGCUUCGAGCCCGGCAUGUUCAGACACGACAAGGAUGAUUUGGGUGCACCUAAGGCGAAAAAGAAGAAGAAGGACAAGAAGAAGCACAAACACAAGCACAAACACAAACACAGCAGCAAAGAGAAAUUAAAAGAGAAGGACAAGUCCUUACCUCCUAGACCUCCUUCUAGCACAGAGCAUUUGAAAAUCAAAGAAGAGACGCGGGAAACUCUUAGCUCAUUCAGUUCGAGUCAAAGUCCCUCAGAUGAUAUAUCGUCUAUGCCGUCUAAUAUGAGUUUU
Molecule: messenger RNA, 3582 nt
Organism: Brenthis ino (lesser marbled fritillary)
Lineage: Eukaryota; Metazoa; Arthropoda; Insecta; Lepidoptera; Nymphalidae
Source: the annotation of a GenBank genome assembly